CCAUUCACAAAUGAUCUUAAUUCCCGAUCAAAAAUGGGCCCAUCAAACUCACAAGGAAAAGAGAUCAACAUACACACCGAGUCCGACACAGAAUGUAACAUUACGGUCCCGAGUCGGACAAACGAUUUCUCCGACGAACAACCGGUUACCGAAACGUAUAAUCCAUCGUCAGAUGAAACGAAAUCCAAAGAAAUCGAGGUAAUUGCGGAGGAUAAGGAGAAUGACAUCCACAAGGGUGUCUCUGACGACCGUGCGCCUGUUGACGGCCCCUGCCUGCUUCUCACUGAGGCCAGCCCAGACGUGACCCCCACCUGUCAGCUGGAGGCCGGAGACGCAGAGACGCUGCGGAGGGCCAGGGAGGAGGGACGCGUGGAUGUGGUGUUCCCGAAGCCGGUCACCCAGGAGGGCUGCUGCCGAUUUGUCACUGAGAUAUUGAAGUGCGUCCUCUACCAGAGACAGCAGCUGCCCAUGACCUACGACCAGCUGGUCUUCACACAGAAAAGUCAGAAUGAGGAGUUAAGCUGGAGGCUGGGUGAGUCCGUCGCAGGAGGCUUGGACUGGAGGAAAUGCCAGCGGACCCUCCAGGACCUCCAGGAAGUGCUUCAACAACUUGAGGUGCUCUUCACACUCUCCCUGGUCCCCCGGGUUCUCCUCCUUCUCGGAGGCUCCCUGCUCCUCCCUAAGGAGCUGUACGAGGUCAACAUGGAAGAGGUGAUCCUAGCCGCUGGUGACCGGAGCCUACGCGUCUCCUCCUGUCUGCGCCAAAUCUUCCGUACCCUGUUCGUGGCGGACCUGUUGUCCGACGCCAAGCCUGUCCGGCUCACGGCCACAACAGUCAUGGUUCUGGCCCACAGAAACUGUGGGGUGGCGUGGUUCCGGCCCAGGCUGGAAUUCAAGGUGCCCACGCGUGUAAAGAGCAAGGUCAUUGGUCUGUCGUGUGAUCCAAGUACUGUGGGUGGACCGCCGAAGGGGGACGGUCAGACUGGCUGGAAGGACUAUGUGUGGUUCCAGGCCCCCUUGGCGAUCAAGGGCUUCAACAAGUGAUGCCAAGUGAAGGCAAGGACACCCACAGCCAUGGUUUGACGGGACACAAGGGCUCGUAUUCAGCGUCUCAGAGUAGGAUUGCUGAUCUAGGAUCUGUCCUGUUUGUUUAUUCACUCCGACACAAAUGUAUCACACCUGAUUCUAAUAAUUACAGCGUUAAUAACUGAUUGAGGCUACAUAUACAUGGGGUUGGAGUGAAACAAUCAUAAUGACAAGGGAAGACAUGACCCUGUAUCUGCACUCCUGUUCUGAGAUGACCCGUGAAUACGGACCCAGGAGUGUUGGUGGGGGGAACCUGAAACAGGUCACCUCUCAAGUGUGGUUGUACAUCUGUACAGAAUUAUUUGAACUAUUAUAUUUUCCAUCUUAAGUGUUUACAUCCGCCAGUGUUUGUCACUUGAAAAGUACUGUAUUUUAAACAAAGACCAUUGAUUGCAAAGUAGUUUUAGUGUUUUAUCCCCUUCUAUUCUGAUAUAACUCA
Molecule: messenger RNA, 1525 nt
Organism: Esox lucius (northern pike)
Lineage: Eukaryota; Metazoa; Chordata; Actinopteri; Esociformes; Esocidae
Gene: mad2l1bp
Product: MAD2L1 binding protein
Exons: 3
Coding region: 34-1044 (336 amino acids)
Biological process (GO): regulation of exit from mitosis
Cellular component (GO): nucleus
Source: RefSeq, a predicted model, not a curated record